Molecule: messenger RNA, 1089 nt
Organism: Penicillium angulare
Lineage: Eukaryota; Fungi; Ascomycota; Eurotiomycetes; Eurotiales; Aspergillaceae
Product: zinc-binding alcohol dehydrogenase family protein
Exons: 1
Coding region: 1-1089 (362 amino acids)
Molecular function (GO): oxidoreductase activity, acting on NAD(P)H
Source: RefSeq, a predicted model, not a curated record
AUGGCAGAAACCCAAGUUGCUCUUCUUGUGACAAAACUCGGCGAGCCCCUCAGCAAGGUUUCGCGCUCGAUACCUGCACCCAAGGAAGGAGAAGUCCUCGUCAAAGUCACAGUAGCAGGUCUGAACCCGCACGAUGCCAAAUCUCGAGAUCACGGCCUUUUCAUUAAAGAUCAUCUUCCUGCCAUCCUAGGCGCAGAUGUCGUCGGCGUUGUAACCAGCCUAGGUCCUAAUGUCACUCGCUUCAAGGAAGGAGACCAUGUCUUCGGACAAGCUGGAUUGCUAGGACCGAACUUAGGGGGCUACUUCAAUUUCGGAGCGCCAAAUUUUGACACCCAAGGACUCCAAGAAUAUGCAAUUCUAGAUAUCAAAUACUCAGCCAAAGUACCUUCAGGAUUUACCGAUGCUCAAAUGGCGACAGUGCCUACCAAUUGCGUGCCUGCUGCAGUCGCUCUCUUCGACAAAAGUUGCUUUGGUAUCCCUGCACCUUGGGAUCCAGUAGCAGCAGAGUUUGAUUACAAAGGUACAUCGUUACUGAUUCUUGGUGGUGGUUCGAAUACUGGAAAGUUCGGCAUUCAAUUGGCUGCAUUGGUAGGGAUUGGUAAAAUUAUAGUUGUCGCUGGCUUGAAAGGUGCAGCAGAUGCUCAAGCACUGGGAGCAACGCAUGUCAUUGACAGAACUCUGUCAGCUACGGAUAUUGCUGCUGAAGUUCAAGAGAUCGUCGGAGAUAAUUUGAUAUACGCCUUUGACACGAUCAACGAACCGGGGAACCAAUAUGUUGGCGUUGAGGCUUUAUCGAAUACAAAGACUGGCAAGCUUGCUCGUCUGAUACCUUUGGGACCGGUUGAUGUAUCAAAAUUGUCGUCGCAAAAGCCCGCAGGCUUCGAUACUCUAGAUGUACUGGGUGUGUCCACUGGGAGUCCUAUUACUACUAUCCCGCUAUGGGAAAAUAUUGUUGGCUGGAUUGAAGAAGAAAAGCUAAAGCCAACUAGCUUCCAGGUUAUCAAAGGUCUGGAUCUAGAUAUUGUUAACAAGACUUUGGAUGGGUAUUCGAAUGGAACUGUGACUGGUCAGUGGCAAGUUCAUUUUUGA